Seriola aureovittata is the source of this 9635-nucleotide messenger RNA. RefSeq names its product protein tyrosine phosphatase receptor type O (gene ptpro). Gene Ontology annotation, cellular component: GABA-ergic synapse; glutamatergic synapse; plasma membrane. Gene Ontology annotation, molecular function: cadherin binding; protein tyrosine phosphatase activity; Wnt-protein binding. NCBI's taxonomy places the organism in Eukaryota, Metazoa, Chordata, Actinopteri, Carangiformes, Carangidae. The coding region runs from base 2051 to 5752 and encodes 1233 amino acids. The record is from RefSeq and is a predicted model, not a curated record. The transcript has 28 exons. Gene Ontology annotation, biological process: axon guidance; podocyte differentiation; negative regulation of canonical Wnt signaling pathway.
CAGAAACAUACGAGAUUUAAAGAGACCAGAACAUCUGGAAACAGUACCUCAACCAGAGCUGGCAGAUGUUCUCACAUUAACAGUCAGAGGUCAUGUUUGAGAAUGAAUUCUGAUGAGGCGUCCUGCUGUUUCUCUGAUCCAGCUGCAGUGAACAGCUGCGACCAGCAGGGGGCGUCACACACUCAUGAACACAUGAGCGCAGCUGUGAUAGGACACAAAGCAAAGACAAUACACCAACAAUAUCAGACGACUGACGUCACCAUGACGACAAUAAUCAAUAAAAACCACAAUCUGAACUCGUGUCCAAGAAGAACCAGUAACAGGAGACAGAGACAGGAUGUGGACAAAGGAACAAAAAGGUCAAUAAUCACUGAUGUAUUCACUCCUGUUGUUAAAUUAUAAACAUAAAUAAUAACAAUAAUCUAUAUCCUGUCAAUACCUCAGUCCAAACCACAGGAAGUAAAGAGUCAGAAGACAAACAGACACAUCCACAGUUAAUAAACACUUCCACAUUAUUCAUUAAUAUUCAUCAGUGUAGUAGGAGCAGAAACACCUGAGAACCAGCUGACAUCAGGUGAACUGAUCACAUGAUCAGGUGUCCUCCAGAUCAGACCAACAUGUGACUGUUGUGUCAUGUGAUAAUUUCAUGUGUUUUUCACUCUGAUUAUUUGGAUUAUUAAAAUGAUUUAUAUUGAAUAUUAAACUGUGGAUCUUAAAACUCUGAUAUUGUUUCCUUUGACUUCAUGGUGUUUCAUAAAUAUAAAUUAAAUAUAAUAUAUACAGACGAGACGUUUCCUAGAACUGAAAUUAAAAUAAAUUAAAAUAUAAUUCAACUCUAUACUAAUAUAUAAUUAUUUUCUGCUUUCAGAGAAUCGUAGUAAAAAAAAUAAUUGAUGCAAAGUUUAAAUGAUUUAAAGAUAAAUCGUGUAUUUUGUAAAUAUAAUAUUUUAUCAUGUUUCAGUCACAGUAACUAAAGAGAGAGAAGCUGCUGUAAGUUGAUCAUGUGACACGUGUGCAGACGUCACAUGAUGUCUCUCAGUGAAAUGUAAAACUCCACAUGUUUCUGUUGCUGUGCUGCACAUUAGAGAGUUUAUGCUUUUAUUGUGAAACACGUUCCAACUUUUGUUUUGAAAGGCUCCACAUAAACAUCCACACCUGUAGUUAAAGGUGAGAACAGAAGUUUCCACUGUGUUUCUGUCAUUGAUCACUGAUCAGGUAUCAGUAUCAGGUCCUCAUCCUCCAGGAUCUGGAUCUGGUCUUUAGAGGGACUCAGAGUCCAGAUCCAGUUUGAAGACAGGAAGUGUUGAUGAUGGACAGACAGAAACCCUCAGUGAGGUUUCAUUAAUCCAUCAGAGGAGAUCAAUACAUCUGACAGGUAUUCUCUUUAAUAAUCAAUCGAUUGCUCCCGCCAUUCUUCCUCAGACACAAAGAUGGUGGUGAGUUCACUGUCACAGAAAACUGAGGAAUCGGAAAAUACUCUCAUGUGAGCAGCUGCUAUCUGUGAGUUUAUGACGUCAGAAUUGUUGCCAUUGAUUAUUGAUUCAUUGAUCAGUUGAUCCUGUUGGGUUCUGGUUCUGUGGUCGGUUCACAGAGCACAUGCUGUAAUGGUGAUGAAGAUGAAGAUGAAGAGGAGCAGGAGCAGUGGGGGGGAGGGGGAGGACCCGUGUGUGUCUCCAUGCAGCCUCCGGAGCGCAGGGCGGGGCGACGCCGCGCAGCAGCAGCAGCUUCAUCACCGCUGACCGACACCGACCUCCUGCUCGUCUCCAGGCCGCGGCAUGGACCCCGGAGCCCGGCCUGCUUCCUCUGAAUCACAGCGGGUCCGGUUCGAGCUGCGGUCCGUUCGGCUGAUGGUGACGACGAUGAUGAUGGUAACAGUGCUGAUGAAGAUGAUGAUGGCGGUGUGCAGUUAGAGCUGCGGAGCGGAAACUGAGCGCAGACUGAGCGGGAGCAUCGCGCUCCGAUGCAGCAGAAAAAUCGCCAUUGUUUGGAUGCGCCGCAGCCCGAGAGGAAGAACCCGGAGCUCCGUGAAACCGUGUGACCGACAGACACCAUGCUUUCCCCGCUGCUCCCCGCGCUCUGCCUGCUCUGCUUUGUCCAGAGAUCGUUGACCUUCCUCGUCUCCGUGAACGACGACGGUUUGAUCGUGGCGGCUCUGGAGCACUCAGACCUGCAGGAGAACGUGACGGCCUACGCUGCCCAGGUCUCUGGAGAACCCAGACUGACCCUGGUCCAAUUUGUGAACUCCAGCGAGCCGCUGCUCUUCAACACGUCCUUCCACGGUCUCUGCUACACUGUGGGACUGCUGGUCAAACUGGGACAGAGCUGGUCCAGACCAGUCAAGACCGUGCCCGUCCUCACCAAGCCCCUCCCCGUCCGCAGUGUUCAGAUAUCGGACUAUAAAGAGUCUCCAGAGACAGGUGUGGUGUUUGAGAUCGAGCCUCCGGCAGGAAACGUCUUCAGCAGAGUCAACAUCAGCUUCAGUGAGGGACAGGAGCGACGCUCCAUGCUCUAUAAAGACUUCUACAAAGGGAAGACGGUGUUCAAACACUGGUUACCGGGGGUGUGUUACCGGAACAUCACCUUCCAGCUGAUCUCUGAGGCCACCGUGUACCAGACUGCUCUGGUUGCACACAGUGACAUCACACACACACCUGUUCACCACAGGACAGUCCCCUACCCCCCCCUCAACAUUUCCAGUAAGAUCGUUCACCUGAGCCAGAGGGCGGGUCCAGGUGAGGCCCCCAACACAGUCCCUCCUGAGGGGAACCAGGAGAGUGGGCGGGGCUCCCGUCGAGCCCGGGACGUCCCGCUGAUGGAGGAGCAGGAGGAGGAGAUGCACACUGACGACAACUCUGAGGAGGCGGCAGGAGUUUCCACCCAGAUUGCCUUCAACCCCCCGCAGAACCUGACGGGGCCCACCGCCGCCCCCGACCUGACCCCCAACCAGACUGCGGAGACUCAGAACUACUGGCUGGACCCCACUGACCCGUCUCCUGCCGACAGGGAGGAUGAGUUCGUCAACGCCGUGGUGUCGGAGUACGAGGACUCCAAUGAGCCGGGGUCAGCCAUGGGUCUCCCCUCCGACCCCCCCGUCCUGCCCACCAGACUGCCCCCCAUCCUGCUGGAGCUGCGCUGGCUGCCCCCCAGACCCCCCACCAGCUACGACGGCUUCAACAUCUACAUCUACAGAGACGGGAAUUCGACAGAAACAGCGACUGUGGAUGAAAACACUCAUGAGUUCUUCACUGAACUCACGGAACAAGGAACGUACCGAGUCCAGGUCGCCACCCUGAGCUCAUCUGGAGACUGUGAGGCCAGAGAGAGCGCCGCCGACACCGGGUUCACCUUCUACCUCGGUCCUGGUGGCGAGCUGCUGGAGGAGCUGAGGGAGCGUCCUCAGGCCGUCAGCGUCCGGCUGCUGGACUCCAGCACCGCCGCCGUGUCCUGGGCCUCGUCCUCCGAGAGCCACAACGGCAGCCUGGUGUCAGUGGUCUCUACGACCUGCCUGAGACCCAGUCUGAGCCAGAGGAUGGAGAACACCUACUGCAGCGAGGAGAACUCGACGAGUGACGUCAUCUCUAACCUGACCCCCGGCGCUCAGUACAGGGUGGUGGUCUAUCACACCAACGGACCCCUGAUCAGUCCUCCGUCUGAGCCCGUCAUCAUCGACAUAGAGCCCACUGGCGUGCGGGAGCUGGCUGUUUACCCUCUCAGUCCCACGGCGGUCAUCCUCAGCUGGCAGCGUCCGUACCACGUGGCGUUCAGGAAGUACGUCCUGCAGACCUUCUUCUUCAACCCCGUCACUCUGGCCUCGGAGUGGACCACCUACUACGAGAUUGCCGCCACCGCUUCCAUCAUCGCCUCCGUGAGAGUCACUGACCUGCUGCCCGCCUGGUAUUAUAAUUUCCGUGUUUCCAUGGUGACGUGGGGCGACCCGCCACUCAGCUGCUGCGACAGCUCCACUGUGAGCUUCGUCACAGCCCCGGAGGCUCCUCACAUCUCCUCGGUGGAUUACUCUCAUGGCGUUCUGUAUGUUCGUUGGACGUACGGUGAACUGUUCAUCGACCUGUCACACUCCAGGAUGCUGCACUGGCAGGUGGUCGCCGUCGGCAAGAAGGGACCAGAGAAGAGCUACUCCAUCGAUGUGACUCGUAACGCGAUGCGGGCCAGCCUCCCUCUGCCUCCAGGUGACAUCUACAACCUGACGGUGACGGCGUGCACCGAGCGCAGCAGGAACACCUCCAUGCCCAACAUCAUCAAGCUAGAACCGGCUCCUCCCAGGUCUCUGUACGCCGUCAACGCCACGCACUCGUCCGUGACUCUGCUGUGGACCGAGGAGGGAGUGGUCGACUACUACCAGGUCCUGUGUCGACCCAACAAGGCCAGCAAGGAGCUCAAGGCCCGGGAGCCUCAGGUGUCCAGCUCUCACGUGGUGACGGUUUCUGGUUUGAUGCCCUCGUCUUCCUACAACUGCACCGUCACCAGCUUCAGCUACAGCACGCCCAGCAAACCUGCUCACAUCAGCAUCUCCACCACAGCUAAAGAGAUGAACCCCAGCGUGGCGGCGAUCUCGGCUCUGGCCGUCCUCAGCAUCCUGCUCAUCAGCCUGCUCGUCCUCUUCCUGCUCGUUCUCCGUAAGAAACACCUGCAGAUGACCAGAGAGUGUGGAGCUGAGACCUUCGUCAACUUCGCUUCGUUUGAAAGAGACGGGAAACUUCCUUACAACUGGCGAAGAAGCCUCUUUGCCUUCCUUACCCUACUGCCAUCCUGCCUUUGGACUGACUAUCUUUUGGCUUUUUAUAUUAAUCCUUGGAGCAAGACAGCUUUAAAGAAACGGAAGCUAACAAGUCCGGUGCAGCUCGACGACUUCGACGCCUACUUCAAAGAAAUGAGCAAAGACUCCGCCUACAAGUUCUCUCUGCAGUUUGAGGAGCUGAAGAGCGUCGGCCUUGAUCUUUCCCAUGAUGCAGCUGACCUGCCCGUCAACAGACCCAAGAACAGAUACACCAACAUCCUCCCCUACGACUUCAGUCGAGUGAAGCUGAUCUCGAUGCACAACGAUGAAGGUUCAGACUACAUCAACGCCAACUACAUACCUGGAUACAAACAUGCUAAAGAGUACAUCGCCACUCAGGGUCCUCUGCCCGAGACCCGUAAUGAUUUCUGGAGGAUGGUUCUGCAGCAGAAGUCUCCCAUCAUCGUCAUGCUCACUCAGUGUAACGAGCGACGGAGGGUGAAGUGCGAUCACUACUGGCCGUUCACAGACGAGCCGGUGAUGUACGGAGAGAUCAGUGUGGAGAUGCUCUCUGAGUCCGAGGCUCCAGAGUGGACCAUCAGGAAGUUCAGACUGGGAUAUGCCGACGAGACUCAGGACGUCCUCCACCUGAACUACACCUCGUGGCCGGAUCACGGCGUCCCAACGGUCAACGCCAUCGAGAGCAUCCUGCAGUUCGUCCACAUCGUCCGUCAGCAGGCCAACAGGACCAAAGACCCCAUCGUAGUCCACUGCAGUGCUGGAGUGGGCAGGACCGGGACCUUCAUCGCUCUGGAUCGUCUCAUGCAGCACAUCAGAGAGCACGAGUUCGCCGAUAUCCUGGGGAUGGUGUCAGAGAUGAGGUCACACCGUCUGUCCAUGGUCCAGACCGAGGAGCAGUACGUGUUCAUCCACCAGUGCGUCCUGUUGAUGUGGCAGAAGAAGAAGCAGCAGUCCAUCACCUCUGAUGUCAUCUACGAGAACGCCAGCAAGACAUAAUGAUGAGAGUCCUCCAGACGCUGUGAACACGCCCGACCUCCUGUGCUUCAGGCAUCCAUUCUCUGCAGAAGAAGAUUCGCUUCAUCAUCAGUAUCAAAAAUAAAACAAACAUCUCAACGACGCCAGAGGAAAAAAUGGAUCCAGUUUUUUGUUUGAAUUAGUGUUAAAGCUCGGGGGACGGAGUUCUGCCUUAAGGAGCCUUCACUGACUGACCGACAUGUUCGACCACGACCCGCCCUCUGAACUGGACUGACUCACGUCAACGUGGGGCGGGGGGAGCGUUUACCGGCUCCGUCUGCUGAUUGGACGUCUGCGCUGUGUCCGUCCUCGUUCAGAUGACGAGUGGGUGGAGCUGAGUCAGCAGUUUCUCAUUUUAUUUAUGUUUUUAAUCUCAGGAGUCGCUGAAAAACCAGCAAGCACAUCGGCCUCUUCCUCCUCCUCCUCCUCCUCCUCCUCAUUGGUUAGUCUGUGUGUUCACCUCCUGCAGCUGCAGCCGUCCUGGUUGUAGAUACAACGUCACACACUGCCAACACACAAACACUGGACUGAAACAUGUCGACGAUUAAACUCCAACAGCGCUAACAUGCUAACGAGCUGCCAGGACCGCUGCACAGGAAACACUCACUGAAUCAACCCAGCAGGCGUUCGACAGAAGGUCGAGUUUGGACCAACGAUGAGCACAAAGUUUAAAGUCUCCACAUGCUGACGCUGCUUUUUAAUUUGUGAAUUAUUUGCUGUUUUUUAAUCAAACACUAAAAACGACUAAAAAUGUUUUGGAGGAACUUCCUGUUUCAGUCCAGGGUGAAGACGCCAACACUGACAAAAAAUAUCUUGGAGGUGAAAUCACCUUUUAGUUUGAACUUGCUGAAAGUUUCAGAUUUAAAGCAGCAGAAGAAGAAAACUUUGUCCUGGUUUCUCUGAACGCAUCGACACGUUUUUAUUUGGUCGAAUCAACGUCGAACACGUGAAUGUUUGCUGGUCUGCACAAAACUAAAGGGCACAAAACAGUGGAGGGGAACGGACGCCUUUCUGUGGAGCGCCGCCGUCCCGCCAUCAGAGGCCAGUUUAGAGACUGUGGUCGUAGAGCUGUAGUUUGUAUUUGCACUGAGGACUCGGAGCUGCCGACUGAAGAAGGGAAGAGUUUCUGUUCAGACGCGUCGCUCCACGUCCGUCCUCUGCUCUGAUGAAGGACGAGAGGUUUGUGAACAAUCAGCAGAGAAAUGAUCGUAUCUGACGUCGCUCACCUGGAGACGGUGAACUGCCAAAACCACUAAGACGUGACAUCAACACCUGAGAUCAGGUUUCCCGCUCUGAUUCUGAAGGCGGGAAAUGACAGAAACAUAUCUACUCAUCAUCUCUGGAGCCGUUCAGGGGCCCAGACAUCAUUUCUGUUCUCAGUCAAAAUAUCAACAUGUAAACACUUAAUAUCAAUUUAAUAAAACUCUGUCAAACACACAGAAAACAAAACGUUUACAUUUUCACUUUGAGACACAUUCACUGAUUUUGUUGCAGCGCCCUCAUUUUUUUAUUUUUUGUUAUGAUCAAAAAUUUGUUUCCACAGCAAAAAUAUUUAAUCCUCAGACACUAUUCUAAACUUCAAAUUUAAUAUUUCUCUACACUUUUCAGGUAAUUUCUGAAAGUGAAUGGUGAAAGUAACAAAUUGGUUUAUUUCCCACAUUAUACAGCUGAAUUGAUUUUAAAUAAAAAUCUAUCAAUUUAUUUAGACACACACAUAUCAUUUCAUUCACAAUAUUUGAAAUAAUUCCCCAAAUACCAAUAAAGUGACCAUAAAAUUCAUGUUCAAACUUUAUUUAUAUAGUUUGUCCUACAUUUACAUUGGAAAUGAAAAUUUUAAUAUUGAGCCCAAAUUUGCUUUUACAAAAUUUGGGCUAAUCAUCAGUCCCACUGUUUCUAAUCUGUAAUGUGUUAAAUGCAACAACACGGUUGUGGCAUCAGAAAUAUUCAAAUCUGUGACCUUAACAUUUUUAUAAUGCUGCUACAUUUAGGUCAUAAACCCAAAAUGUGUUAUUGCACUGCUAACUAAAUUAUUUUUAUCUCCUAUAUUUUGUGAAUUAAUCUUCCAAAAGAAUCUAUAUUGAAAUAUGUCGUAGUGACCUCAGAAAUGAUGUAAUAAACACCAGAUUGUGAUAUUGAUUUUGAUGCAGAGCCUGUAAAUGAGAGUCUGGGUGUGAUUCUCUCACAUUGUUGGACAGUUAAUGAAAUUUUUGGGCGUCGUAACAGAAUCAGUGAGUGUGAUAUUAAAAAUAAACAGAAACAUAUUAGAGUUUACACUGGGUUUUUCUGGGGCCCCUAGUGGCCCCUGGUUUGAUCCCGGCUCGGGUCAGCUCUCCACGUCUGUCUUGAACUCACGACUUCUGUACAGAAACUAGUCGUGAAGCCGUUCGUCUGCUCGUUCAUCAUAUCAGAGUUAUUAACGAUGAUUUGUCAUUUUCCAUCUUUCUACUGAAGAUUUGACUGAAGGCCAAAAGAAAACUCACAUCUGUCACUUCCUGUUGACUGUAGAGAAUGUCUACUGAACAGACGAGUGGUCGACCUUUAACCUUUUACACUCCAUUCAGGAUGUACAGGGUGUCGUCAAAAUAAGAGCACAGCACAACACCGUUCCCUUCAGUCCAAUAUAAAAUACAUUUUCCUACAUUUAUGGUGUUUGUUUUAAAUGCACAUUAUAAAUAAACUUGAUUUGAUUGAUUUAAACAGAUAAGAUUUAGUUCUGACACCAGCGUUUACUCAGCACCUCAGUAAACGCUGUUAGACUUUUCUGUAGAAAUAGUUUUACUUUGGAAAUACAGUUUCCUACAAAAACUAUUUUGUUUUAGUCAAAUUUUGAUAAAGUUUUGCUUUAAUUGACUAAUUUCUCCAAUAGAUCAGUGUUUAAUAAAAUACAGUAUUAAAUUGUAUAAUACUAUUAGUACAUUAAAUUAAGAUUUUAAGAAAUACAUUCAUACAAUUAUAAUUUUAAUCUCAAAAUUUGAUAUAACAUCCCCAAUUAUUAAAAUAUUGUAUUACACCCCUCAAAGUUUUUAUAAAUGCACAUUUUUUUAUCAAACUCUCCAACUUAAUUCUAAUUUUAAAAAACUGGUUUGGAACCCAAAGUAGUAAAAUUUUAAUAAAAGAAAAAGCUGUUUCGUUAUUUUGACGACACCUUGUUUGUAAUUUGUAGAAAAUUUUAAUUAACGAAUGUUUGUAAAGAAGUCGUCUGACACGUCAGUGUUGACCUGUGAAAUGAUUCGUCCUUGUUGCCUUGCGGUUCAAACACCUGAAGUCUGUACCUGUUCUCUGUCUCGGACCCUCAGAGGUUCGGUACUUUGGUCGCCACUCGAUCUGAACUAGGUUUCAUUUCACUAUUAGAUAUCAAAUGUACUGUACAUACUACUACUGCUUAACUAUUCUGUUUCUACUCGUCAUUACAAAGUAAUUCUUGUGGAAAUGUUGCUUUAGAGGUUUGUUUUUUAAAAGUUGUUGUAUAUGUGAAUCAUCAUUACCUGAGCCAGAAGCUUCGUUCUCUCAUCACUACAAUGGUUCGGGUUCUCGGGGCGUCAGCGUCGACGUGAACGGACAAACACGUGUUUGGAGAACUUGUCUGUGGCCGGAGAAACACUCUUUGGUUCAACUGUCACAAGAAAAAAGAAAAAAAGAGAAUAAAAACUGACAGACGACCUGCAGACAAUGUCCUGACGCUCAGCACUGUACACUCUUCUACAAUUCUUUCUCUUGCUUAGUGUGUGUCCAGUCAAACUUGUACGUCAUUGGUGCCAUUCUUGUGCAUUGUGUCACUUAAAAUUUGAGGGAUGAUCCUGAACUCGGAUCAUCAUCACAGAGUUUUAAUGUGUGUGUGUUGGAACAAAAUAAAAUGUUGCAGUUA